Messenger RNA from Linum tenue, 345 nucleotides. Lineage: Eukaryota; Viridiplantae; Streptophyta; Magnoliopsida; Malpighiales; Linaceae. The record is from the annotation of a GenBank genome assembly.
UAUUAUCUCUUUAAAAGAACAAGUUACAACUUUACUGUUUGCCUGGGUUGCUUCGCCAGCGACUUCUCUUCUCUCUGCAACUUAUCGGUUUUCGGAACUCCUCACCUUUCCCCUGGAAAUGACAGCGACUCCGAUGGCCCUCAGACUCUUCUGAAGCUGCGCCUCCUAAAUGCGUGGGGGUCUUAUGGCCUCAAGAAUCCUACAUUAAUCUUCAACUACUGCACUCUUUGGAAUGAUGAGGAGUUGGGUAGCGUUUACUUCGUGAGCAAUUUUCGCGUCAAGCCACCGGCCCCUUCGUAUCGUUCUUGCUCUCAUAAGUUGACCAUCAUCCUCUCUGCCGCUACA